AUGUCGGAUAACCAUGGGACACCGCAUAACUGGUCCUCUAUAGAUUUGAAUCUAGUGGCUCAGACCGGCCAAAAUAUCCAAAACGCAACGUUUAAUCUAAACCCUACUCUUACUACCGAAGGUGGAACAGCCUGUCAUGGCAAAGUUCUCAGCCGCAGCCAUCAUACAUCGCGAAGCGGGAGUGAAGCUGCAACUGACGGACCGCGAUACCAACGUUCUAAGCGAGUGUCCCAUUACCGUAUCGAAAAGAAGUACCGCACAAAUAUCAACGAUAAGAUUCGACUUUUGAACGAAAUGCUCCCAGAAAAUCUGCAAUGUGCUCAGCUGUGUAUGGAUACGGAAAGGGAAGAUAUAAACAUUGCUACCACUAAAAGUAAAGCGGCCGCAAAGCGCAGCAAGGGAGAUGUACUAUCUCUAGUCAUUGACUAUAUUGUCUUCCUGCAAAAGAAGGACUUGUUGCAGAAGCAAAGAAUUCAAGAUUUGGAAGACUGCCUUUGGACAUCAAAGCACUGGAGUUUUGAAUGA
Molecule: messenger RNA, 525 nt
Organism: Penicillium nucicola
Lineage: Eukaryota; Fungi; Ascomycota; Eurotiomycetes; Eurotiales; Aspergillaceae
Product: helix-loop-helix DNA-binding domain-containing protein
Exons: 1
Coding region: 1-525 (174 amino acids)
Molecular function (GO): protein dimerization activity
Source: RefSeq, a predicted model, not a curated record